Molecule: messenger RNA, 1613 nt
Organism: Paramisgurnus dabryanus
Lineage: Eukaryota; Metazoa; Chordata; Actinopteri; Cypriniformes; Cobitidae
Source: RefSeq, a predicted model, not a curated record
CUUCCAGCAGCUGAAACACUUGGUCGAAGAAGCUGUCUGAGGAUAAGGAGCCCGAAUAUUUUGUCUUUUACUUUGGUGGUGUCUAACAACAGAAGUCAUCAUGAAAAUUAUUCUUAUGUUAAUAUCAAUCCUGUCAAUGAAUAGUCUGACAACAGGCCAGACAGGGAUUUUCUAUCCAUUUGGCUCAGAUGCAGGAGACGUUAAUAAUAUUGGUAUUGAAGACGAAAACUCAACUUAUGUUGGCCUGUUGAGUCCAUUUGUUUUCUUUGGCCGCAUUUACCACCAGAUAUAUAUCAAUAAUAAUGGGCAUCUUACAUUCAACCAACCUUCACCGGUGUUCAUUCCUAAUUCCCUGCCCAGCAAUGGAAGUGAAGAUGUCAUUGCCGCUCUCUGGACGGACAUUGACAUCAGUCAAAACGGUAACAUCUCAUAUCAAGAGUACACAACAGGAAGUGUCCUCACACAAGCUACUCAAGACAUAAACCAGUAUUUCCCUGAUCUGAGCUUUACUGCAACUUGCGUCUUUGUUGCGACAUGGGAUAAAGUGGCAUACUUUUAUCACACAGGCACGGAAACCUCCUUUCAAGUGGUUUUAAUUUCAGACAGCAAUUUGUCUUUUCUUCUGAUAAAUUAUGGUGACAUUGCUGUGUCACCAAAUUUAGUGCAGGGAGGUUAUGACACAAUAAACUCUACACUUUAUUUUCUCAUUCCUGAGUCAAACAAUGGGAGCUCCAUUUCAAAUCUCAAGUACUCCAGUAAUGUAAACGUUCCUGGUCGUUGGGUUUUUAGGGUGGACGGUAAAGCAGAUCAAAACAUAGAAACUGUCAUUGGACUUCAGAUGAGAGUUAUCUCAUAUUCAGAUCUAGCAGAGAUUGAAAACAUUGCGUACGUUAUGGAGAAAAUUAAACAGGAGCUGGUUCAUCAAGGUCUUCCAAGCAACGUCGAGCUGAAUUUAAGAAGAGUGGAAAAAAUAAAGCCUUAAUAUCAGAAUCAUACAACAGAAGUGAAUAAACAUGUACUAAUACUUAAAGGAACAGUAUGUAAGAAAUGUAUAUCAAUUAAUCAUAAAAUGUAAGAAAGCAUAAAACAGGAGCACCAAUGACUUCAAUAGGAAAAAAUUGCCCAAAAUAUCUUCCUUUAUGUUUAGCCGAAAAAAGAAAUGUAUACAGGUCUGUAACAACUUGAGUAAAUUAUGACAGAAUUUUAACUUUUUAGUGAUCUAUUCCUUGAAAGAUGCAAUUUGUAUAAUCCGCGCCACUAGAGGGCGCACAAUCAAAACAAUAACAAUGACGUAAAUUAAUGACGCUCGGGUGUGGAAUGAUGGGAUUUGUUGUUUUUAACUUUGAACCACUCCAUCAAUCAGACAGAAAUGAGAAAUCAUGUUAACACAUGAGUUAAAGUAAUCAAGUUUUAUAAAUGUUGCGUUUGAUGACAUCGUUUUAUUUCAUUAUGUAAGGUUUCAUGUAAUGUUUAAAACGCAGCACAGACUUAAGUGUUAAGAUUAACAAACUUACCAUAAACAAGCGAGUGGCCCGACAGACACUGGACUAGUGGUCUUUGGAUAUUUUACUGAAAAUAUCUUACAAAUUGUACCUUUAAUGGAAGCAAUGGAA